AUGUACAUUUUAAGAGCAAAUCCGAUGAGUAAUAAGACAAAAGAUGCACAAAAGAAGCUGGUGAAGGCUUUAACCAUUCAAGCGAUUAUCCCGCUCUUCAUGAUGAGCCAGGCCUCAAUUUACAUUUGGAGACAAUUUCAAUUACCAUUCGGUGAUCUGGCACCGUAUUUCGAGGAAUGGGUUUUCUUAUUGAUGGCAAUUGUGAGUUUACAAGAGUUUGAU
This is a messenger RNA of Mesorhabditis belari, 222 nucleotides long. Lineage: Eukaryota; Metazoa; Nematoda; Chromadorea; Rhabditida; Rhabditidae. The record is from the annotation of a GenBank genome assembly.